AAGGCAAUAACUCAGGUUCACUAGAACAUAUCAGCAAAAACAACCCUAGCUGGGAUGAACAAAUAGAUCAAGAAACUAAGAAACUCAAGGAAAUAACAAAUACACAGAAAGAAGAACUUAAAGAAAAUAGAACAUACAUAACAAAAGAGAAAAUCUCAUCAGUAGAAAGAAAUGACAACAUAGAAACACUUUUAGAACAAAACAACAAUACUUCUACAUACAAUGAAGAGGUUAUUGAAGUCGAUACAAGUAAUAAAGAUGUCUUUGAAACUAGUAUACAUAAUGAAGAUAACAUUCAAACAACAACACAUGACAAUAAGGUCUCUGAGACUAGUACAAGUAACAAAAACAACAUGGAAACAAUAACUCAAAAUGAACCAAGGAAUGAACAAGGGGACUCCACUUUGGAAAGAAACACAACUUAUGAUGUGUCUAUUAUAAAUGGUGUGGGCUUACAAGGAAAUGAUAUAACACAAGAUGAACAAAAGGGGCCUUUGUCACCUUCAAUAGAAAUAGACAACGAUAAAAGAUACUCUAUACCAAAAAACAAAAACACAGAAGUAACAUUACCUAUAAUGGAAGUUGACAAUGAGGAGACCCCUAUGCCAUCUCGUAAAAAAGACAAAGAUAAAAAAGAAAAGAGCUUACAGGAUAAGAACCAAUUAAGGCCUAGCCCUUACAGAAAACAACAUAAUGAGGGACUACCCUCACAGACCUAA
Cetraspora pellucida is the source of this 719-nucleotide messenger RNA. The record is from the annotation of a GenBank genome assembly. NCBI's taxonomy places the organism in Eukaryota, Fungi, Glomeromycota, Glomeromycetes, Diversisporales, Gigasporaceae.